CCCGUACAUUCCGUUUCCGUAUUUAGAGAUGGCUCCACGGUCUCGUAACACCCGCACUUCGGAGAGUAGACGUUCUCGAGGUAGUAACUCCUACCGUUGCCGAGUCUGCUCCGGAAGCCAUCCGCUCCGUGCCUGCCGACGCUUUCUUCGCCUGGACGCCGAGAAGAGACUCCGAGCCGUCUUGAUUAACAAGUACUGCGCUAAUUGCCUGGCUCAUCGGCACUCCGGCAGAGACUGCCGCAGUACCAAGGGCUGCAAAGUGUGCGGUGGGAACCACCAUACGCUACUCCACAACCGUGCGUCCCAGCGUUCAGGCCGCGCUUCCGGACCAGCCCCUCCGGCGGCUCCAGCCUCUAGCGUUGAACGACGCCGUCGUCUCCCCGAAAACCGCCCCGUCGUGGAAGAUCCGGCACCAUCCGUGGCUACGCUCCUCCAGAACCGGAGCAUCAACGUUCUCCCGACGGCCCUGGUGGUCUUAGAUACGGGUUCCAGAACUUUUGAGACAGUGGCUCUUAUAGACCCCUGUACCCCAGUAAGCAGCAUCGACGAGUCAUUGGCCAUCGCCUUCAAACUGCCCUCCACGCGGGUUGGCACCGAGAAGGUGUGCACUGCGACUGUCCGCGCCAAGAAUGGAAACUUCCAAGUGGACGCAGUGCUGAAGGUCGAGCCCCGCCUGCGCGUCCGCACGCCACUACGCCCCGUGACCGAGGCGGUGCGAACCCGUUUCGACGACAUUCGCCUCGCCAACGAGCGCUUCCAUCGCCCAUCCACUGUCUCCCUCGUGCUCGGCGCCGACGUUUACCAGAAGGUGAUCCAACCCGGGUUCCUCGCCCUAGGAGAAGGUCUUCCCGUGGCCCAAAGCACCGUAUUCGGAUGGAUUGUUUCUGGGGCGUGCACUCAGCCAUAGAGGUUCUCCAUUGCAGUCCUGCAAGGGGGGGGAGGAUGUUGAGAGUAGCAGCAGCGAGUUGGCAGGGGGCUGUUGUUAACAGCCGGAGCGCGCUCUCUCUUGCCUGGCGCUAGCGAGUUGGCGGGCAGCCAGCUCACUAAGCGGGAGUUCAGUAUGCUACC
Molecule: messenger RNA, 1068 nt
Organism: Drosophila obscura
Lineage: Eukaryota; Metazoa; Arthropoda; Insecta; Diptera; Drosophilidae
Exons: 2
Coding region: 29-907 (292 amino acids)
Source: RefSeq, a predicted model, not a curated record